Molecule: messenger RNA, 6072 nt
Organism: Sciurus carolinensis (gray squirrel)
Lineage: Eukaryota; Metazoa; Chordata; Mammalia; Rodentia; Sciuridae
Gene: Synj2bp
Product: synaptojanin 2 binding protein
Exons: 6
Coding region: 449-829 (126 amino acids)
Molecular function (GO): protein binding
Source: RefSeq, a predicted model, not a curated record
CAAGAAUAGAGUAGCAAACCGUGCCCUCAAUUCCUCUUGCGCGAGAAAUCGCACGUAAUGGAUUGCAUCGGCUUGGCUCCAUGAAAGCUUCGGGUUGCCCUCAGCGGUACACCGGAGUCGGCGGGGCUCCAGACUCACCUCAACACGCGCCCUGAGAACGCGCUGAGAUAACGCGAGAGCCACGGUUCCCAGCAUGCCCUGCGCCCUCGGUCCGGAGGCGGCCUCUUCCGGUCCGCAGGCUUCGCAAACCGAAAGGACUGUGCCUGGGACACCCGGCCGAGAUUGAUUCACCUUCACCUGUGCAGAGCGCCAGCUGACCCCAGGAGGAAGCCCGGCGAGCAGCAGAACAUGAACGGAAGAGUGGAUUAUUUGGUCACUGAGGAAGAGAUCAGUCUUACGAGAGGACCCUCAGAAAAGGAAGCUGAGGAUCAAAGAUAAACUGACUCACAUGUCUGGGCUGGGCUUCAACAUCGUCGGUGGGACAGAUCAGCAGCAUGUCUCCAAUGACAGUGGCAUCUACGUCAGCCGCAUCAAAGAGAAUGGGGCUGCGGCCCUGGAUGGGCGGCUCCAGGAGGGUGAUAAGAUCCUCUCGGUAAAUGGUCAAGACCUAAAGAACCUGCUGCACCAGGAUGCGGUAGACCUCUUUCGUAAUGCAGGCUAUGCUGUGUCACUGAGAGUACAGCAUAGGUUACAGGUGCCGAAUGGACCUAUAGCACAUCGAGGUGAAGGGGAGCCAAGCGGUAUUCCCAUAGCUAUGGUGCUGCUGCCAGUGUUUGCCCUCACCAUGGUUGCAGCCUGGGCCUUCAUGAGAUACCGGCAACACCUUUGAAAGGCUUGCUGUCUUCUAGUGCUCCCAGUGAACUUAUCUCUCCUUCCCUGUUGUUGUCCUGUAUCUUUCCCUCUCUCUGCAUAGUCAACACAUGAUUUAAAGUGACUGAUUCCCACCCAGAACGUUGCUAUUCAAAAUCUCCAAGCCUUCAUAUUCUAAUGGGAGAGUAAAGGUGUUACUUGAAGGAAAGCUGAAGAAAAGACUUGCUUAGAACAAAUGAGGAGUUACAUAUUUUACUAAGACUGCCAAUAGAAAUUCAGCUACCACCCAAAGAGGGAACUGUCUAGUCUUCCUGUCACCAUGGGUGACACCUUUUACUUAGCUGGCAUGCCUUGAAGGCCAGCUAUAUGACAUGAGAGGAAGAGAGGAUUUUUCUUCUUUUAAUGAUCUUCCUUGGGAAGUACUUGUGGCCUUUAUGUAAAUUUCUGAAUACAUUCUUGGUGCCUAUAUUGGACACAGGAGACUAUGAAGAGCUUUUUACUUUUUUUAAAAAGCAUAUAUAUAUAUAUACAUAUAUAUAUAUAUACACACAUAUGCACAUAUAUAGUACACAUACAUUAGCAUAUAUGACAGUAUAAUAUUGAUGCCUUAUGGAAAAUUAAAGAGGUGAGAAAGCUACUCUGUGGUUUCUAGGUUUCUGAUUUAAAAGCUAAUCUUAAUUAAAGAACUUAAAAAGCUAUUUUCAGAACAUAUGUAAUGGGAAAGAGGAAGGUGAGCUUUCAAAGGGGAUGCCUAAUCAAAGUCACUUAUACCUCACAGUAGUGUUAAAGGAUCAUUGGGGAUGAUUGUGGUCAGGGGUCUUGUCAGUGAGACCAAACCAACCCAUCAAGACAACUCUGAAAGGAAAAAAGGUGGUGUCUUCAAGGAGGCAUCUGAACCCUCUCAAGCAAUCUUCCAAUCUUUUUGGUUUCUAGCAACAGGCAAAACCUGAGAAAAGAACUGCCUCCUGGGUAGGAUAGGCAUGAAAUCAACUCUGUUUCUGAUUUAGUGAAUAUAAGAAGACCUGAAUUACUAGCUCUUUGUAAGGCUCCCAACACUGAAUUUGGCUUUUCAUACUUUAAAAUAAACCAUUUUUCAGAGACUAGGAGGAAAUUAGUUUUGUUUGUUUUAGGGCUAGGGAAAUUUGGUGGAUGUUUACUGGGGGAAACCUGAAAAGAAUAUGGAUGAAUGGAUGCUAGGGAAUACUGGGGAUAUUGGUGAGGUGGGACCCAUUCUGUUUAAGUGUUGGUUUUAAAGCACUGAGGAUAAGUGAACCAAGUCUUAUUUUCUAGCUUUGAGAAAGUAUUUCCAUUCUCCAAAUAUACCAGCCAGACCGUAGACUUUAUAUCAUUGUGACAUAAGCCGAUGAGGAAUUUUCCUCAGGCAAUCAGUUGUAUCCAGUUUUUAGCAUGGACAGAUUAUCAGUUACUUAACAAACAUGAUUGGACAUAAGCUUUGUUGAUAUGCUUUUAUGAAGAAGUGAAAUAUAUAACUUUCAUCCUCAAGGGUUUUUGGUUCCAGUUUGGGACAGAAUGUUUUAAAUGGAAUUAGUCACAUAAACAGGGGAGUGUAAAUUGGUGUCAAGUUUAUAUUGCAGGAAGCAAAAGAAAAAAGUUACUGAGAAUUGGAGCACUUGAGAAAAGAAGGGCACAUGUUAAGGACUCUUAAAUAAGAAUUCACCGUCUAGUUAAGAGAAUUCAUAAAUAGAUGAAAAGUUUAUUGUCAGAUCCAGUAAUAAUUGAAAAUAGUGAUAAAAAGAAAUAGGACCAUGGAUAACAUGAAGCAGCAACAAAGAUCUGCAAGUGGUCAUCAGUUUUAUUUUCUAGAGUGUUCAGAAACAGAAAGCUGUCUUUUAAUGGCAUCAGAGUAGAAUGGAAAGGGAAGGCCUUUUAAAAAUAAAAAGUUCCAGUAAGACCUUGCCUCUGGGUCAACUAUUGACAUAGGGAGAAACUUGCUUUAAACAAUCCUAACAUAACUUAUGCCUUCCAACCUGAACUAUUCAGUACUUUUUGAGACUCAUUUAGAUAACUAGACUCAUUAGUUCCAUAGGUUCCAUAGACAAACACCAACAGUAUCCAGUUCUCAUUUUAACCAGCCCACCAUGGAGGCCCAACUUCUGGUGCUUUCCCUAUAUCUGAUGGCAUGGCAUGUGCAACUACUGUGGCCUACUUACCUCCCAGGAUUCACCUCAGGGUUUGGACAUUAAUUCUUGGAAAACCUUGGGACAGACAAAGUGAAGCAAACGGCAAGCAGAAAAGAAAGAUACGUGAUUUUUUAUUUGUUAGUACAUGUAAAUAAAAAACCAUCUACCCCAUCAUUGGUAGUUUUGCUUUGUGAUAAUAGGGAUUCUGACGCAUUUAAAUGUUACAAGUUUUCUUGGAAAUUUAAUAGCAUUUAAAGACCAAAAUAUUAAAGUUCAAUGUAAGUAUUGCUAUUUAUGAUGGUCUUCUAAUUCUAUGGAAAACAAAUUAUUAUGAAUAUCAGAAUCCAUUACAUGUUGUAAAAAAUUUUUGUAUUCUUUACAGAUUGAACCUAAUAUUCUGAGUGCUUAAUAGACUGUUUUAAUGUUCCUACCACAUAAAUUAUAAUGAAAGUUUUGAAAACUGGAUGCAGGUAUUUUUAAGGCCCUAUACUUAAAACAUUUCUCAUACUUGUCAUUAUACAUGUGAUUUUAAUAAGAUGGUCUACUUCAGUCGUGUCUUAUUUCCUUUUCUUGUGAAGCAUUAAUGUCUGUGCAAAUGUUUUAAUGUAAUCAGUUGGUCCAUCUAGCUAUGUAUAAUGGAAAAAGGAAGCUAAUAUUUGUUUUCUGCAUCCUAUGCCAGGAACUACACCAUACGCUGAUUAGUACACUAUGCCUCACAACUCUGAGAUCUCUAAGUAUUGCUAUAAAUAAACUACAGAUUAGAGAGUAUUUUCCUAAGAUUAUAGAGGUGGUAAUAACAGAAUCAGGAUUUAAACUUGGGACUUCAGGUGCCAGCAUCAGUGAUAUUUCCUCACUACUAAUGGUUUUCAUACGGAGGUCUCUGGACCAAAACAUUAUCACUACUGAGAAACUUGUUAGAAAAGCAAUUCCUGGGCUUUAUCCUAGAUGUACUAGUGAGAGACUCUGAAUGUGGCAACCAGCAGUCUGUUUUAAUAAUCCCUCCAGGGGACUGAUUCAUGCUUAAGUUUGAGAGUUAUCACUCUGUUAGUAGUUUUCCUUUUUUCUUAGGUUAGAAUCACCUGGAGAGGUAGUAAAAGUGAUUAUGACCAGGCUACACCUCAAAGCAACAUCUAGAUAGUAAUAUCCAGGACGGGGACUCAGGCAGCAGUAAACAGAUUUUAUCAGGCAAUUACAGUUACAACCUAAGUUGACAGUGUUCUUUGGCAAUUAGAUUUAGACACUAUUUAAACUACUAAAUUACUAACAGACUUCAGCCAAAACCAGUAACUUCCCUUGGGUCAUUUCAGAGCCCAGAUCUCUGAGCUUCUGCCCCUGAUAUAGAUGUGGAUUAAGUGGAACAUUCUUUCACUCCUAAUGUGUUAAUGAGAAACCAUUCCACCUCCAGCAAAAUGUAUGAUUAGUGAGUGUUUCAGUUCAUGCAUCCAUUAAGAACCAAAUUAGAGAAUAUUGAAGUUAAAAGGAAGCAGAAGAAUUAUGGGAUGAAUUUGCCAUAGAGAUGAGGAACUCAGUGUUUAGAGAGGUAAGGUAACUUAGCUUGGUCAGACUUAAAAAAUUUGUUGCAGAGGUACCUUUUUUGUCUCAUAUCUUUGUUUUGAAUGUGUCACCUGUAUGCAUAUAUACAAAACUCCUUUUUAAUUUCAGUCCAUGUCCAUCUUUUCUCUUUUUGAACUUUGAAUGAAGACCAGAAGAAUUGAUAAGAUAGCUGCAUGGUAUUAACAAGCAUCAUGAUUGGAAUGGGAGAUUUCAUUGAACAAUCUGAGAGAAUUAAUAUUCAAUCAGAUGUGUUCUAAUAGUUCAAGAGACAUUUGGUUUUUGGAGAUGGACAUUGCUUUUAAAUUUAAGAAUGUAUUUAAAGAAAUAAUACAAGGAACUAUAGGCUGUCAAAAAUGUGGAGAAAUAGAGUUCCUAUAAGUUUAUGUAGAGUCAGUAAAGAUUUUAUUUGACCCAUUUUCUGUGGAAAUUUCUCUUUGGACAGAUGAGGAUUUUUUCCUUCAUUCGGCAAAUAACUAAUGAGUGCCAACUCUGUGUUAGGUGCUGAAGAUACAAAGAUAAAAUAUUACAUUCUAAGUUGAAACAGUUCAGCAUCUGAAAGUGGAGAUGUUGAUGUUCUAUUUUUCUAACAUAACCUAGAAGUCAACAAUUGAAUUUUGAAGCUCUCUACCUCUUUUCCUACAAUAGGUUUAGGGUUAGCUGCUAUCCCAAGGCACACCCUUUUUGCUGUUCCUCUUUUAACUGCAAAGCUUUUUUGAGACCAGCACUUUUAUCCAAAAGGGCAGUUAGGAUCAAAGGGAAGACAGUAUUUUAAGGAAUUUGUUCUGGUUGGAACCAGAUUCUUGAUUGCCAUAUUCUCUUGUAGUGUUGAUAUUUACAUAUAGAAUACAAAGCUUGUGAUCUUUUUAACUUGCUGCACUUGAUAGCAUUAAAUUAUUAAGUUAUUAAAAAGCAUUAUUGCUGCUAAGGAAUCAAGCAAACAUUAAUGCCUGUUAGUAAAAGUUUUCCUCACUGUUAAUGUUCGCUUUAUUUUUCCAGGAAAAAUAGGGAAGGGAAAAGGCUGAAGUAGAUUUUCAAAUGCAAUGUAAUUUAUUAACCAGCAAAGUCAUUUACAAAAUAAUUUUGUAAAUUUAUUGACAAAUCACAGGAAAAUGGACUGAUCCUUCUUCCUUGUUUGCACAUUUUCAAAUGAAGACUCAGAAUUGAAUCCCAUUUUUAAUGCUAUAUCUGUAAUGCUGCUUUGUUUCUUAUUACUGGUUACAUGUGAAUUUUACCUUCUGGCCAUAUUAGUUCUUAUAAGAUUUUCCUCAUGAGCUUUGUUUUGUUUUGUUCUUUCUUCUUUGAUUGUCAUGUCACAUUGCAUUUCUGGAUGUAAAUAGAAGUUUGUUUUUCAGAUCAAGUAAAUGCCCGAUAGUCCCUUGGAAAACAUGUCAAUGUAAAACCACAUUAUCUAUAUCACUAUAGAUUAAAUAUGUUAAUGAGACUAUCAGAAUCUAUGCUAAACUCAAGCUUUGCUAUGUGAUAUCACAUACAGCAAAUGAGAUAAUACUGUGUCUGAUUGUGCCUAUUAAAUUAUGGCACUCAAUAAAAACUCAAAUUGGUCAUUGAA